CGAGUUGUAAUAAAAUAUCUUCAAACAGAAAGCAACUCGGUGAACCCUGAUAUGCUUUAUUGAUUAUCCGACUACUGACUGUGUCGGAUAUGUUUACAAGUACCUGAGCCUUAUCAGGAAUGCAAUAUAUGCAACCUUAUUCAGCGACCGAUUUUGAAAUGUUAUCCGAGUGUUGUGAUUGAUACAUGAACUCCUAAUUCGUUUACAAUAUAUAUAUAUAUAUGGAUUCGUAUCGUUACAACAAUUACGGUAAUGAAAUGCAGGGAUACGACCAACCAUCCUACAUGGGGCAUCAAGUUACAAGAUCACCUCAAAUAGACACAGCCGUUGUGACAAUAGCAGCGGAAAAACUUAAAACAAUAACGUUUGUUGGGGGAAUUCUUGGUUUGUUAACGUUUGUCUCAGGUGCAGCGACUCUUGGAUUGGCCGGAGAAAACAUUGGCUUCCCUACAUUCAAUUUUGGACCUCUACUUGUUGGAAUAAUAUUUGGGGUUGGAAAUCUCAUUGGAUUCUAUCAAAUGAGGGUCAUUUUGUCAAGAGAAAUAACAUCGGAAAAUAUUUCAGAUGCUAGAUGCAUGGUUAUUUUGGUGUUUGUCAUAUCCACAGUGUGCGUUACGCUUGCCAUUAUUUCUGGGGUAUUUGCACUAAUUUCUGGAGCAGUAUGUACCGGAGCCGACAUUGAGUUCAGCGUCCGCACAGGGUAUUACUCCAAAAAUAUUGAUGUAAGACAGUCCUGCCAUCCAUAUGAUACAGCAAACGCGGUUUUAGCCUUUGUCGACGGAGUGUUGUGUUUACUGAUUGCAGUUUGGUGCAUUUUUGGUUGCUGCUUUUUCUGUUCUUAUGGUAGAUACUUUGGGAUAAAAACGAGACGUCGAAGAUUAUAGAUGACAUGUGGACAGCACAGGAACGAGUUAAAGGCCGAGAAAAUGCAUACACCGACGUCAUGUUAAAUGGUUGCAUGUAACUACUCCCCACUACCCUCUGUUAUAAAUGAAUGCGACAUAAGAGUUAACGUGCUCAGCGGUACAUAAAACUACAUGGACAACUCGAGCCCAGUAGAUAUAACUUACUAUAUGUAUUCUGUUUUCUUACUUGUAUUUUGGAAAUCGACCAAAGGCAAACAUUACUACUUUAAUAUUGUAUAAAUUUGCAUAAUAAAUUGUAUAAUUUUUGCAUUUCUCGAAUGAGCAAUAAGAUCAUAAAUAGUAUUGCAAACAUUAAAAUAAUAACACAAUAAUAACUUGUGGUGUACUUAAAGUAUAACUUAUCAUUGUCAUGGCUACGUCAUAAUGUCGAAAGCUUUGAUUAUGUCUUUUUUGGUCUUUAUAAUAUUUUGUCAUCGAAAAGCUCAGGCUAUUUUGAGUCAUAUUUCAGCUUUUUGCUAUUUUAAAAUCAUUGAACAAAAAAAAAAUACGUUCAUUACAGUAUUUGUUUUCGACUACCCAUGCUCGACAAUGAAUUGAAAGAGUAUAAUAUCAGCACAUAUGGAAAACAAGUUGGGUCAGAUUACAUAUACUAUAUUUAUUCAAAUUAACCAAAGUGUUUUGCAUUUUCAUUUGCUUUGAGCUUGAUAUUUGAAAUAUUUACAAAGUCUUUGUGCCUGUAAAUGAGUUAUGAAUACAAUUGAUAAGCGUCAUUCCAGGGUUUGCCACAGAAUACAUAUCUCAGAAGCAGCAACAAUAUUAAGUGUAUCUUGGAUAAGGGGAAUUCAACUUAAGUCCAUUUUUUUCCUAUGGAGAUUUCGUAAAAACAUAUCAUUUAAAAUAAUAUUGAUCUGAAUAUAAUCAUUAUAAUGUCACAAUAAGGCGAUACGACCGUUUCUAAUUAACUUCGUUUUGUCUAAAACGAUUUAGCAAACUCCUAAACGAUGAAGACUAAUCGUCUGCAAAACUUGAUAAAACAAUGAGCUGGUUAACUAAGAAUUACAUGUUGUUUGUGCAACUGAGGUUUUAAGCUUGUAUUCAAAAAUACUUGUUUCAAAACCCGCAGAAUGACAGAGCAGCUUAAACCAGAACUACAGACUGAUAUUGAGUUGGUCCUUGAAUGUUUAAACUACCAGAAGGAUGAUGCUGGGACAGUUAAACAGUCCCUCAUUACAUUGUCUGCUAUCCUGCAGCAAAAUGAUGCUGCAAAAGACAUAUUCCGAGAAUGUGGUGGCCUUGAACAGGUGAUGCAGCUAGUAACAAGCACAAAGUGUAGCACAGUUGUGGAGUCUGGCCUCUACUGCCUUGGAAGUGCUGUUGCGAAAAAUGUUUACUCACAGAAGGCAUUGAGCACUGCAGGAAUGUUCUUAUUUCUUCAUGGAAUCUUUUCAUCACAAAAGAGCUCCACCAAGAAAAAACAAACUGCUACAUUUCUAGCCCUCUGCCUGGUGUCAAACAAUGGAUUUGGUCAGAAUCUGAUUCGACAGUCAUCUUGUCUUCAUGAUAUUUUAAGCUUGGUUCGUACUCUUCUACCAAAGAAUGUGCGUCAGUUGGCAGCCACAGGUUUCCAGGGCGGGAUGGAGGAGUCCAGUGUAGACCUCUGGUCAGCUCUUGUAAGCACUCUCUGUGCUUGUGUCAACAACCCUCUCAAUGAGGAGAACCAGAAGAUCUGUGCAUCACUAUUCCCAUACUUAUUCAACCUGUUGGGAAACGGGACUGAUGGACGCAUUGUCACCCCUCUCCUAUCACUGCUAGGCCUUUCUGUCAGCGGCAAUGCAUUCAAUCAAGACAGGGUUAGGAAGUGCGGAGGAUUUGAAAUCUUUAUCAAGAAAUUGAACCACAUCGUGGCGCUGGGAGAAAAAGCUGGGUCACGAGUUCUCUGUCAGCUUCUCGGUACAGUAGAUGCCAGUAUCACAGAGAAUGAGCUAAGUGCCAAAAGGUUCGGACAGCUGGGAGGAUUGAAAACAGUGUGUCAGCUGUUGUCCAGGCGUCCAAUGACAGACAGUGACAAAACACAGGCUGCACUCACCCUUGCUCAUGCAGUUGAGGCUUGUGGAGACAAUGUUGAACAGAUCCUUGAGGGAGGUGGCAUGACUGUCCUUAUUCAACAGUUGACCAAGACCAUGGACGAAGAGCUGUCAAAGACCAUUAAAUACCUUCUACACUUGUGUGUGCCUCAAGGGGAAUCGAAUAUUGGAGAAACUGAAAAUCACAAUACUGAUGUUUCAAGUGAAGAAGCUUUAAAAAGGAGAAGUGACAUGGAAAUGCUCAGAAAAAUCCAGGAGUUGGAUGAUAAGUUGAAAUCUUUAGAGAAAGGCAAGGAGUUGGAUGAUAAGUUGAAAUCUUUAGAGAAAGGCAGAUCAGAAUGUGAUAUGGCACUCACUUCACCAGAGCCUAUGAGGGUUGGAAGAUCCAGAUCAGCCGUACAGGUGUCCCCAUAUGCAGAGCUUGAACAUUCAGCAGCCUCACUCUACAGUGGCCACUCCCACCAGGACUGCCCCACCCCUAGGGAACAGUCCCUGCUUCAGCAGCUUAUUACGGAGAAACUUGAGAGAGAGAAACUUGAGAAGUUGAACCAUAUGCUACAGGAAAGUAUCUGCAUGACAAGGACAGCUAUGACUGGGUCAAUGAAUUCUUCUGUGGAUGCUAAUAACAAUUCUACGGAAACACUGAAAAAUGUUGGAAUUACAGAAAAAUCAACCCUGAAUUGCACAGUACCCUAUGUUGACAUGAACAGUAAUUUAGUCACAGUUCAAUCAUGUUCCACAGAAAGUGAAAGACGAAAGUGUGGUCGUGAAACCAGUGUCCCCUUAUUUUACUCAAAUGACUUGAAGCAAAACAUUAAUAGUGUCAACUCUGAUUUACUAAAGAAGUAUUUGGGGAUGAAUGCAAUUGACGCUAUAAAUAACAACUGUGAGAAAAUGAAUGCUGAGCGUGUUUCUUCAAGAAAAGAUAUACAGGCAUUAGAUGAAACUGAACAGAAUGACUUGGUCAAAACUGAUAAUAGGAACAAACAAGUUGCAACAAAAUACUGUGAUGCCUCCAUACAGUACACACAAAAUGAAAAUGACAAAAUGAAAAAUAAUGAAAAUAAAUCUUCCAGCUUAAAUAAUUCUCAAAAACUGAAAGAGAAGGAGACACUUAUUGCACCCAAACAGAAAAGACCAAGAACCACACUAAACAGACAUGCUGAAAUUCAGUGUGGAACACCGUUUGUAUCAGUCAGUGAGCAAGAAAAAGAGGAUCAAAGAAUGACUGCUAAAUUCUGUAAUGAAAGUUGUCAAACUGACUUUCGUAAAACUCCACAAGUGGUCCUAAAGCCAUUAGAAGAGACUGAGACAGUUAAAAUUGUUAACCAAUUUAAUAAAAAUGAACCUGGUACCAAUUCUUUAACUCAAAAUGCAGCUGGUGACAGAAGUGAAUGUUCAGAAAAAAAGUUAUCACCAUGCAAAGCAAACCAGUUCAAGAACAUAUCUAAUGACAAAAUUGUUUUUUUUGUUAAGCCAACUGCUUUACCACCACGAAGUAAGGUGCGUAUCACUCCUAUCCGACAUACGGCACUACCCAUCAGAGCAGAGGAGAGUAGACGUGAGAACAUGAACAAUUCAGCUAAUGGAUAUGAAUCCGAUGCAACCUUCAAAUCUGACUUUGAUAUGUCCUUAGUGAGAAACAUAAGAAGAGCUCCAAAAUCUAAAAGAAUGGUUACUUCAAGACCUGAUCCUAUUGUGAAAGCUAUUGGAAAACCAUCUCAAGUGAUAAAAUCUCAGAACAAUACUGCAAGCAUUGACCGGCAUGUGGAAGGCAGGGAGAGAAAUGUUGCUGACAAAUGGGAUGUUUCCCUUUUAUCCCCCGACCUUAAACAACCUACAGUCCCUCCCAGGCCAGCAUUCAGUGACUGUGGGAUGAGGAGACAUGUUCUCAGGUCACCUAGCAGUGUCCAUCCACACGAGAGGAGGUCAAUAGAUGACAGUGGUAUACACUCGCCCCAUGUGUUCAUGCGAAGGACCAGUCCACAGACAAGUCCCGUUGAUAGUAAUGUUGAUGGGCUCCGUAGCAGUAGUGAUGUAUCUGAUGAUAAUGAAGCCGCUGUGCCCAACAUAAGUGCUGCUGUCCUCCGCAGCAGCAAGAAACUCACAUACACACCUGCUGAAAUCUGUCUAGGUUGUCCGGGCAACAUGGCAUGUAAGGGCAAGAUACUGAAUUCAAGAACAUAUAACAUUGCCUUAGAAACAGAUCCCAACACUUGCCCCUUCCACAGGAAACUGCGCCAGAUUGAACGCCUCCAUGUGCAUAAGAUGAAACGGAACAAGAUUCAGCAACUAAAUCUCAGAGCAAAACUGGAGAGACAGAUAGGUGUAGGAAGAGGAAAGGAAUACUCCAAGGAAUCUGUGUUUAAUUUUACAUCAGAUUCGACUGAGGAAGUGUCAGAUGAUUGUAUGUCAGAGCAUAGGGUAACACAAGCACCCUGCAGAUCACAGCGGCGUAGACAGAGGCUUGACUAUACAGAGGAGGAAGUGAGUAACCUGCGGGAAGGGGUCAGUGUGAUGGGCAAAAACUGGAAUAGCAUAUUGACAACCUUCAACUUCCAUCCCACCAGGACAAAUGUGGACCUGAAGGACAAGUACAAAAGACUCAUGGCAGCUGAACGAGAGGGCACCAGUAUGGGUGUAUCAACCCGUGCCUCAAGGCAGCCAAAGCCUUUCUCCAUGUGUGAGGAGCGAAGACUAAGAAGAGGGGUGCUUAAGUUUGGAUACCACUGGAAAACCAUCCUCACCUCCUACACAUUUGCCAAGGGACGCUCUAGUGAAGAUCUCAGGAACAAAUGGAGGAAUAUGCACAGGAAGAAAUAAGCCACUCAAUGGUGGAAAACAUAGUUCACUUUGAUCACUUCCUUGAUCAGAUGAACUAUUUUUAGCUCACCUGAGCACGUAGUGCUUUCCCCAUCCCCCACAAUCUGUCCAUAAUCUGUCAACAAUUGCUUCGAACAACAUCCCCUUCUUAACUGCCUGGCCAAUAUAAAUGAAACUUCACUGGGAUGUUCCUUUUAUGGUGCCUUUUCAAAAUUGUUCAUAAAAUGAAUUCCAUGCAGAACUCUGGACACCAUUGCAACCAAAAGGAAAAGCUUUAAAAAUCUCCUUGACAAAAAUCAUGAGGCCCUGAGCUUAGAUAUUUAGUGAGUGACACUGUCUAGUGGUCCUCCUCAUAAGUUUGUUAUUAUGCCCCUUAGGUUAAAACUGGCAACCCGGCAGGUCACAAGUUUCUUACAUACUUAUACUGGGAAAUCUUUAUAAAUCUUUUUUGUCUGAAACCUCUAGGCCCAGACCCUCAAUAUUUUGCAUGUAGUAUCAGAAUUUGUCCUCUUUCAAGGUACUUCAGAUAGUACCCUUGAGGUCAAUACUGGCCCUGCCAGGGGGCUUACAAGUUUGGUAUUGACUUGUAUAAGAAAAACUUUCAAAAUCUUCUCCUCUGAAAAGGCUAGGCCCAGUCCCUUUUUAGUAUGUAGUAUAAUACAGUGGCAUCCAUAAAGUUUGUUCAUUUGCUUGUGUACAGUUUUUAAAACAAAUGUCAAUGUUGUGCUUUGAUAACCUUAACCACUAAAACAUUUGACAAUACACAAUCAUAGUUUACCAUAAUCCCUAGAUGCAUUGCCAUAAACCGAAUAACUCAUUCAUCUCAUAAAAAAACAAAGGUUUAAAACUUUUACUUUGGUGAGUGAUUUAGAGCCAUCAUCAUCAUGGCCCUCUUGUUUAAUUGUUUGGAAAAAGGCUAUCCUACUUUCUGUGUAUACAAGUUGCACUACAAUGUUUCAAUAAAUUAAUUUGUGUGCUUUGUAUGGCUACACUUAUAAUUUUAUAGAAGUUUUGCUGCAAUUUCUUUUGCAACUUAAAAUGUUAAUAUUAUUGCUGUUGUAUAUUUUGAUCUUGAUAUUAUGCAAUGUGAUAAACAGUUGUCAUCAAAGUGACCAGGGUGAUCAAGUUUUAUAUUGUUAAAAACAUUACAAUUAUUAUGACAAAUUAUGUCAGCGCUGUGAUUUUUACAAUGUUGUGUUGCUUGAAGCUUUAGUUUUCCUUUUUUGCUUGUUGGACAAUUCUUGUUAGAUAUUCUAAAACUGUUGAUUCUUAAAUAUCAAAGAUUUGCAAUUGAAACUAGUUUGAUGAUUUAUUCAUUUGUUAAUAAGGUAUGUGCAGUAUCAACAUAACUAUGUGAUAUAUUCAUUAUUUGCACUGUGUAUUUGCAUGUCAUUAUUGAA
Molecule: messenger RNA, 7173 nt
Organism: Mya arenaria
Lineage: Eukaryota; Metazoa; Mollusca; Bivalvia; Myida; Myidae
Exons: 21
Coding region: 1991-5773 (1260 amino acids)
Biological process (GO): meiotic attachment of telomere to nuclear envelope; homologous chromosome pairing at meiosis
Source: RefSeq, a predicted model, not a curated record